UUAUGGAAGCUUUAGGUUUUAAUCUGAUCACACCGUGCUCAACAAAUUCCAAGGAUAAAAUAGAAAAAGAAGUAAAAAAUGAUGGACAAGAGACAACGGACGAGGAUGCUAAAGAAAGACAUCCUUGGAAUAGAUUAGUGCUGUACCAAGUUAGCAUAAUGACUGCAGUUGUAUUAGCUCUCAGACUUCAUUCUAUAGAUGUACCGGAUGUAGUUUCCUGGGAUGAAGCGCAUUUCGGGAAGUUCGCCAGUUAUUACUUGAACAGGACUUAUUUCUUUGACGUGCACCCUCCCUUAGGAAAACUGAUCCAUGCCGGGUUUGGUUAUAUUGCAGGCCAUCAACCUGACCAUCCAUUCGAAUCACCAGGAGAUUCUCUGGGAAAUCACACAAGGACUGUCUCUAGAAUGAGGAUGGGAUGUGCCAGUAUGGGUGCACUAGUAAUACCUUUUGGGUAUAUAACAGUCCUGGAGAAAACUGGUUCUACCUCUGCAGCUUUGCUCGCUUCCGCCCUUCUCACCUUCGAUACAGGUUUAUCUGUUCUGUGCCGAUAUAUUCUCCUGGAUUCAAUACUUCUUUGCUUUAUUUUUGGUGCAGCAAUGGGAGAUGCCAAGUUCAGAAAUGAGAAACAGUGUUUCAGUAAAUCUUGGUGGGGAUGGUUAAUUUUUACAGGUUUAAUGUUAGGUAGUACUUUGAGUACUAAGUAUGUUGGUGUGUUUGUGUUUUUGUAUGUUGGUUUAUCUACUGUACACCAGCUGUGGAGCAUACUGGGGGACAGGAACAUCAAACCGGUUCAAUUUAUCGCGCAUUUUUUAGCACGGUCUUUCGCUCUUAUUCUUGUUCCUAUACUUGUUUAUGUAGCAGCCUUCUACCUGCACUUCCUUGUGCUGACCGCUGAGGGGCCAGGAACUACAUAUUAUCAUCCAAAUUUUCAGGCUCUCUUCCAUGGGAACAGAUAUGCAGAUGCAGAGAUACCAAAAUAUGUCUCCUAUCAGGCAGAAAUAUCACUCAGGGGUAGCUGUGUUUAUACUGGAUAUCUGCACUCCCAUCCAGUUAAUUAUCCCAAAGGAGAAGGAUCAAGACAGCAAAUGGUGACUCAUUACCAGCACGAGGAUGAUAACAAUAUGUUCUUGAUCAAAAGAUGGGAGGACACUAUACAAUCAUUCAACUCUUCACAGCUUGUUAGACAUGGUGACUUGGUUCGCCUGGAGCAUAUAAAUACAGGAAGAAAUAUUCAUUCUCAUAAUGUAGCGAGCAGUAUUGUUAAAAAUCAUUACCAGGUUACUGGGUAUGGAUGGAAAGGUAAAGGGGACGCCAAUGACAUCUGGAGAGUAGAAUUGAAGAAUGGAAGACAGGGUGAUCCAGUUCAAACUAUUACUUCUGAGAUUACACUCAGGCAUUAUCAUUUAAACUGCAUUCUCUCAACUACAGGACAUCCGUUACCUAGAUGGGGUCUUGGACAGGAUCAGGUUCUUUGCUCAAAAUGGGAUUUAAGCCUGGAUGAAAGUUUGCCAAUGGGUUGCUCAAGGUGGCGUGUUAUCAAGAAUUUGAUCAAUAAUCCUGAGAUUGAAAGGAUCAAGAUCAACUCCCUGACACCUUCUUUCUGGGAAAAAUUUGUCCUAAACCAUGAGAUGAUGUUUACAAAACGAAAUAAAUAUACGUUAGAGGAGAUUCAAACCAAGACUGAGAAAAAUAAAUCAAUAAACCUGAAGUCUAACGAUGAAAAAUCCGAACUAAUGAUUCUAAAGAAAGAUGAAGAAUCCGAACUAAUGAUUCUUAAGAAAGAUGAAGAAUGUGAAUCAAUGAUUCUAAAGAAAGAUGAAGAAUCCGAACCAAUUAUUCUAAAGAAAGAUGAAGAAUUCGAACCAAUAAUUCUAAAAAAAGAUGAUGAGUCUGAACUAAAAAGAAGGUUGGAGGAUGAGUGCAGGAUAAUCUCUGGGUUGGGUUGGAUGCUCCUUGGUUGGGGUUUACACUAUCUUCCAUUCUUCAUGAUGGGACGGGUCUUGUAUCAGCAUCAUUAUUAUCCAGCCAGUAUAUUCAUCUCUCUGUUCUCUGCGUCCUUGGUUGAACUGCUGGUUCGAAACCUGUCUCCGAUUCUGCGGAACCUGAUCCUAGGUUCUCUACUCCUCAUCCUUCUCCUCUCAUUCUCUCUCUUCUCCCCUAUAGUUUACGGGAUACCUGGAGACAAGGCGAGGUUUAGGAACUCGUCCUACCAUUAUCUUCACUGGACGGACUAUUGGGAUUUUUAGAAAAUAUUUACAAGAAUUGUAUCCUUGUAUACUUUAAGUUAAACUUUUAAUAGAGAUAGCUUCUUCAUAAAUGGUUUUUUUCCUGAGAGAUAAUUUCAAAAAUGCCCAAUUCACAACGUUACCUUUAAAAGCUUGUUUGAUUAAUAAUGAAUAAGAUAUCUGUGAUGUCUUUUUAAAGGAUUAGUUAAUACUGUUUUGAUUUCUCUUUAUAGUCACAGCUACUCAAUGGACUCUUUUUAAUCUUGAAAAAUAAUGAUAUUUUCGACUUUAUGAACAAAAUUCCCUUCAAGAAAAAAGGUUUGACUUAAAAUAUGUACUUCCGAUCAAAAUAUGGAAAUUUUGUUUCACUUACCUAUUGUUUAAAGGGAGUGUUCGCGAAAAAUGAAAGGCGGUAUAGGCUUAAUGCGAUAAAAAAGUGCUUUUGA
This is a messenger RNA of Eurytemora carolleeae, 2671 nucleotides long. Its product is annotated as protein O-mannosyl-transferase 2. The coding region runs from base 3 to 2246 and encodes 747 amino acids. The transcript has 22 exons. Lineage: Eukaryota; Metazoa; Arthropoda; Copepoda; Calanoida; Temoridae. Gene Ontology annotation, cellular component: membrane; endoplasmic reticulum. Gene Ontology annotation, molecular function: dolichyl-phosphate-mannose-protein mannosyltransferase activity. The record is from RefSeq and is a predicted model, not a curated record. Gene Ontology annotation, biological process: protein O-linked glycosylation via mannose.